CGUUUGGUGGAUGACGUGUCGGGGAGUAAAGCGCUUACGCAGGCAGGCCGCAGCUCUGCUAACCCCUCGUUGGAUAUAAAUGAGCGACUCCUCAUAUCGGCGCCGCUUUCGCAUGUAGAUACUUUUAGAUUAGGCGUCAGGACGUCGUAUGAGGUACCAUGUUUGUCUUUCUCCAGCUCCGUUUCGUCGCCGUUUCCCUUUUCAUCUGUGGAGCGCUGCUGCGGGAAGCUGGAAGUUUCUACCUUCCGGGUCUGGCGCCCGUCAGCUUCUGUGAGGCGACGCCGGGGGACCGAGAGCCGGGGGCAGAGUGUCAGGACAAAAUCGAGCUGUUUGUAAACAGGUUGGAUUCAGUGGAAUCGGUUUUGCCCUAUGAAUACACUGCGUUCGACUUCUGCACUGAUGAUAAGUUGAAGCGACCUUCGGAAAACUUGGGCCAGGUUCUUUUUGGAGAGAGGAUUGAGCAAUCUCCUUAUAAGUUCUCCUUUAAGAAGAAAGAGGAGUGUAAACAUGUGUGCACCAAAAACUAUGACACCAAUAAGGCAGAGGACAAGACCAGUGUGGACUUCCUGAAGAAGGGCAUGCUCCUGAACUACCAGCACCACUGGAUUGUGGACAACAUGCCUGUGACCUGGUGUUACGACGUGGAGGACAACCAGAAGUUUUGCAACCCUGGCUUCCCCAUAGGAUGCUACGUCACGGACACCGGCCGCGCAAAAGACGCCUGCGUCGUCAACUCUGACUUUAACGACAAAGACACCUUCUACAUCUUCAACCACGUGGACAUCACAAUCUUCUACCACAACGUGGAGAACGAAAACAGCGGCUCCAGGCUGGUGGCCGCCAAGAUGGAGCCCAAGAGCUAUAAGCAGUCCAAUCCCGAGACCCCAGACUGCACAGGGCCUCCUAUGAGCCUCAGCAACAAGGGCACUGGACCGAUCACAAUCCCCUACACCUACUCUGUACACUUUAAGGAGGAGCCAACCAUCAGAUGGGCCUCUCGCUGGGAUUAUAUUCUGGAGUCUAUGCCGCACACCAACAUUCAGUGGUUUAGUAUCAUGAACUCUCUGGUGAUCGUGCUCUUCCUGUCUGGUAUGGUGGCCAUGAUCAUGUUGCGUACCCUGCACAAAGACAUCGCCCGCUACAACCAGAUGGACUCGGUGGAGGACGCUCAGGAGGAGUUUGGUUGGAAGCUGGUCCACGGUGAUGUGUUCCGCCCGCCUCGUAAAGGCAUGCUCCUGUCCGUCUUCCUCGGCUCCGGAACCCAGAUCUUCAUCAUGACCUUCGUCACCCUCUUUUUUGCGUGUCUGGGCUUCCUGUCUCCGGCUAAUCGCGGUGCCCUGAUGACGUGUGCCGUGGUGCUGUGGGUGCUCCUGGGAACCCCGGCCGGCUACGUCGCCGCCCGCUUCUAUAAGUCUUUUGGCGGGGAGAAGUGGAAGACCAACGUUCUCCUGACAGCCUUUCUCUGUCCCGGGGUGGUGUUUGCUGAUUUCUUCCUGAUGAAUCUGAUCUUGUGGGGUGAGGGUUCAUCUGCAGCCAUGCCCUUCGGCACACUGGUGGCUAUCUUGGCUCUAUGGUUCUGUAUCUCUGUCCCCCUCACCUUCAUCGGGGCCUACUUUGGCUUCAAGAAACCUGGCAUCGAGCACCCCGUGCGGACCAAUCAGAUCCCUCGACAGAUACCAGACCAGUCCUUCUACACCAAGCCCCUACCCGGCAUCGUCAUGGGUGGGAUCCUGCCUUUUGGCUGCAUCUUCAUCCAGCUCUUCUUCAUACUCAAUAGCAUCUGGUCCCAUCAGAUGUACUACAUGUUCGGCUUUCUCUUCCUCGUCUUCAUCAUCUUGGUGAUCACCUGCUCCGAGGCCACCAUCCUACUCUGCUACUUCCACCUGUGUGCUGAGGAUUACCACUGGCAGUGGCGUUCCUUCCUCACCAGCGGUUUCACGGCGGCGUACUUCCUGGUCUACGCUGUGCACUACUUCUUCUCCAAGCUGCAGAUCACAGGCCUGGCCAGCACUAUCCUCUACUUCGGCUACACCAUGAUCAUGGCCCUCAUCUUCUUCCUCUUCACAGGUACAAUUGGAUUCUUUGCCUGUUUCUGGUUUGUUACGAAAAUCUACAGCGUGGUGAAGGUGGACUGACUAGUACAAAUCUCAGUGUACACUUUACCCUCCUCUGACCAAUGAGACACCCUUGGGGGAGGGACAAAAGCACGGUGGAAGACGCCCUAUUGGCCCAUCUCACCACUCAGAAUAAAUCCUAACAAUCUUAAGCUUCCAAUGGAGUGAGUCUGUAAAAAAAAUUUUUUAGAAAGGUUUUGAUUUUGUGUGUUCGUUCACACCUGCUUAAAAACACCACUCGGGCCAUGACAGACCGACAGUCACCACAUUUUCCUUCAUGAUUUGCAAAAUGAAAAUUUCCAAUUGACAUUUGUAAAUAUACUGUAGCUAAUGUGGAGGUGCGUUAGCUACAGUAGGAAGUCGAUAUGUUGUUGAACAGUUACGAUGAUGGAGUUUUGUAAAUAACCCCCUACCCUUCAAUGCAGAAAAAAUGUAAAAUGUCCAAAAAACACUUUUUUUUGAGGAAAUGGUAAUGUUUGCAUGUUAUUAACCAACGGGGGUUCUUUUUUUGUUCUGUUUUUAACUUUGCAUUGUGUUCCUUCAUUUAUGCCUUCACACUUUGUAUGUGCCUCAUCAUAUUGGAAUGGAGUCGGGUCAGUGGGGUGCACUGUAAAACUCUACCAUGAUGCACUCGGUGCGGACUGGCUCCUACUAGCUUGUUCCUCUUUUUAUUAGCAAAACUCUACUUGGUGAAGGCCGGAAGGUAUUUUUUUGAAGGUCCCUGGGUCCGUAUGUGUUAAAUAUAUGAUCUAGAAUCAGGUUUUGUCUUUUUGUAUCCUAUUGAAUACAGUUAAUAAUAUGUUCAAGAGCUGAUUCUAGGUCAGCACUCUGAGGCGCUUUGUACAUAUAGAUCUAGGCUGUUUUCCGUAGGCUUAACUUGUACUCAUAGCAGGGGGAGUAAGAAAUCCAUCUACGUAAGAGUACGUGGAUAGAUUUGUUUGUGUGCUUUUUGUUUGAUUAGUUGUUUUGGUGGGCAUGUACAUAAGUAGACUGUAAACAUGCAUAAGUUAUGUUUUGAUUUACAAUGGCCUAGUAUUUUUUUGCUCACUGAUUUGAAACGAUGUGAUUGCAAGGGAGAAAAUAUGAAUGUUGGAAAUAAAAAGCAUUUUCUUGUCCAAAAUAAAA
Electrophorus electricus (electric eel) is the source of this 3239-nucleotide messenger RNA. RefSeq names its product transmembrane 9 superfamily member 2 (gene tm9sf2). Gene Ontology annotation, biological process: protein localization to membrane. Gene Ontology annotation, cellular component: membrane. The record is from RefSeq and is a predicted model, not a curated record. Lineage: Eukaryota; Metazoa; Chordata; Actinopteri; Gymnotiformes; Gymnotidae.